AUUCUUCUACCGUAGAUCCUCUCGAUGAUUACGAAAUUAUCGGAGAUGGAUUGGCAUAUUUCAUUAAGUAUGGAAAUAAUACCGAUGUUACUGAACAUAAACCUUACCUAAAGGAAGUAAUCAUCUUAAAAGAAUUGGCUCAUGAAAUUGAGAACGCCACUUUUACGAAGAAACACGUAAUUAUUUCCAUGGCAGACUUUGAAAUCAACGACGAAUCAAUUACCACUGAAUACGUAGAGAAACACGUUGACAAAAUCGUACGCCUAUUAAUUCAAAAAGAAUUUAAAGACAUACUCGUAUUAUUUCCACCAGUGCGACCUAUGAAGGGUUCGUACGAUACUACGACUAUUAAAAGAUGGUAUGAUUUUCUUCAUAUAUUCCAAAGCGUAGAAGUGUCACGUAACGUUCGAUUUGCUUCUGAACCUACAAAAUUAUUGGCCAGAUUAAUGAAAAAUCCAUCAGUAGGACCUCAAUGGAUCGUUGCUCACGACGAAUACGAUCAGGUAGUUCCUAACAUGGAAUUAUUUUAUUAUGACGAUCGUAUUAAAGAUUAUAAAAUUAGUAUUAAGGCUCGCGAUGAAUUACUUGGUUUUCUAAGGAAAAUCUGCGAUCCUACUAAGAGAAAGAUUGAUCCACGAACAUCUCCUACCGAUGAACCACAUGUUUCUGAAGAAGAAGAAGAUACUAUCUACGUAUCUGACGAAACAGGAAACGUUGGUCACGUAACUGUGGAUUCAUUACGAUUAUUAAUUAACAACAUGGCAGCUGCUAGUUGCGAAGCUUCUACGGAUAUGUUACGUACCUUAAACAGAUCGAUGAGUGAACAACUCGACGCUUCUCUCAAUACUUCCGGUACCUCGAAUCUCGAUUCUGGUAUACACGAUCAGGAAGAGAGUGAAGACGUUACCGAAGAAUUCCACGAUUUACCAGAUAAAGAUAAGUUUAAGCAUUUCCCAGCUAAUUCAAUUAGAAUGGUGAAUGGUAUUUCCGUAAGCAAAGAUUCAAACGAUACGCAGGAUCCUACGAUAUUUUCGAAACCACCUAUGAAAGUAUCUGAAAUUAAUCGUACAUUAAUGUCACAAUUACUACACGAUAAAAGCGAUCAAAUUACCUGUGUAAUUCCACUUCGUUUGGGUAAUGCUUGCUAUCCAGCUCAGUUAGAUUCUGGGGCAGUUCCCAAUAUUAUGUCCGAGGAAACAGCGAAGUAUAUUAUGGAUAAUCAUCCAGAUGAUUUAGAAUUCAUUCAGCUCGACGUACCGGCCGUCUGUGUUUUGGCUGAUUCUAAUGAAGCUGAAACAGCUGAUUAUAUUAUCGUUCCAACAUUAUAUUUUGGGAAACAUGCAUUAAAAAUUCCUUUUUAUGUACUUAAAGGUUGUAACCAGGUAUUUAUUAUCGGUACUCAAUCAAUGAGGCAUCUUGGAAUUGAGCCCAGAAUUUCACGAGGUAAAGCUAUCUGUCGCCCUUCGCCGAAAGUUCACACGGAAGUAGUUGAUUUCUUAACACCUGAGCAAUAUGAAAAUAAAUUAAAUAUUUCUUCAGCUGAGAUGAAAUCAGCUUAUAAAGCCGAAAUGAAUCGAAUAUUAGGUCGUACCAGCACUCGUAGUAAUUACUAUAAGUUACCUGAAGGUGUGAUCGACGAUGGACCGGAAAUAUUUGUUACCAGAUUGAAGGCAGAUUUAGCCGACGCUGUAAUUGCUGGAAGAAUUACUUUACAACAAUCCGAACUUGCGUAUCGUACGUUGAGUGAAUUUAAAGAUGUAUUUUCACGAUUUCCUGGAAAAUAUAUUGGAAAGAAAGAAGAAUUAAUUUUCAAUAUUCCUUACGAUAAAAUACGUUAUCGAGGGGCAAAAUAUAAUCCCUCUCGUAAAUUAAUGGAUGACUUACGUAAGGAACUUCAGGUGAUGCUUGCAACUAACGUUAUUGAGCCAUCUAACUCGAUUUACAUUAAUCCCAUCGUGGUGAAUGUCAAAAAGAGUGGCGAGAUACGUGUCUGUCUGAAUCCUGUGGAUUUAAAUCCCAUAUUAGAAGUGAAUUAUAAUGAAGCUGGACUUCUUGACAGAAUCAUUACCGAAGAUGCUGAAGCUAAGCUGUUCAGUACUCUUGACUUCGUGUCGGGGUUCUGGCAGAUAGUAUUAGCUGAAAUAUCACGUAAGUUUUGCGCUUUCCAAGUUGAUGGCCGCGUAUAUCAAUUUAUACGACUUCCGUACGGCUUGAAAAUAUCUUCUGCAGUAUUCGUUAAUAUGGUAAACGACAUCAUACCAGAUAAACAGGGAAUUACGAAAUAUGUCGAUGAUAUUCUUCUUCGAUCUGCAACAUUUGAAAAGAUGUUAGGAUUAUUAGUAGAAGUACUUACGAUAUUACGAACUAAUAAUUUACGUCUUAACGCUAAAAAGACUACAUUCUUUAAGGGUGAAACCGAACAUCUUGGUUUCAAUUUGAGUCAUGGAGCAAUUUCGAAGCAAUCUGCUAAGAUUGAUAAAUUUAACGAUUAUAUUGCUAAACAUACGAAGAACGGAAAAUUUAUCCUCAAAGAUAAAAUACAAAUACUCGAAUUUAUUGGUUUGACUGGUUUAUAUCGAAGAUUUGUUCCUAAUUAUCAACAAAUAAUUGCUCCUUUGUAUGAAUUAACUUGUGACAACGUUCCCUUUGAAUGGGGACCACGUCAAGAUGAAGCUGUAAAAAAGUUGAUCAUUGAAUAUACGAAGGAUUUCGAAUUGACUCCACCUCGAAAUAAAAUUGAUUUAUAUUUAGAUACUUACACGUCUACUGACGCAAUGAAUGCUGUACUAUAUCAGCAUUACGAAAAUCAAGACGAAAUAAUUAUGUUUUCCAGCCAUAGUUUUAAGCCACACCAAAAGAAAUACACUCUCAUUGAACGAGAGAUGUAUACGUUGGCUAAAUCAAUCAAAAAACUACAGCUGUGGUUACACGGAAGGACAAUACACGUUCGUAGCGACCUAUUUUCUAUCGUUAGCAAAUUUGAAACGCUCGCGGAAAUACAUAGAAAAGCCGCGGGCUGGAUAACGUUAUUCAAUUGCUAUAAUUUAAUCUACGAUUUAAGAAAAAGGCAUAAAAAAUGGUUCGGCAUGCAAGCGCCGGAACUUACCAUUAACAGCGUGAACUGUAUUAAUUCCAUUGAUGGCAAUUACGAUCUUCCUGGACGAAUUAAAACACAAUUAUUGGAACAUUUAGCUCGCAUACACAUUCUACAGAAGCAUGAUUCCAGAUGUAUGAAUAUCGUUCAACGCCUUAAAACACCAGAUGAUGAUUUGAGCGAGACAGCUAAAACAAUCAAGGAAAAUCUAAGUAAACGUUACUCAUUUGAUACUACUGAUACUAAGGAAUUACUCAUGUACACGUACAGAGAUAAAACUAAAGUACCUGUACUUCCGGAUGUAUUAUUCAAGGAUUUGAUCUUAUAUCUCCACGAGAUUUACGGUCACGUAGGUGCGAAUAAACUCGAAGCUAUCUUUCGCAGGCUCUAUUAUUCCGCCAACGCUAAACAUCUUAUUCGUUUUAUCACCGGUGAGUGUUUACACUGUAAAACAAAUAAAAAUUACUCGGAAAGAAAGCCACUUGAAUUUGCGUAUACACAAGCAUACUCACUAGCUGAUGUUAUUUCCGUGGAUAUCCUUGGUCCUAUUUCAAACUACUCAGAUCAGCCUCGUUACUUAUUGGUUUCGAAGGAUGUGCUUUCUGGAAAAAUUUGGCUAUCUCCGUUGAAGGAUAUCGUGCAAGAAACCGUUGCUGGGGCAAUGGAUGCUGUAAUUAAGGAAAUAAAAGCUAAAAAAUUCAAAAUUCGUAAGAUUAUAACAGAUAAUGCUACCCAGUUUACUAACGCUAUAUGGAAGCAAUUACUUACGAAGCAUAAGAUUGCCAUUGGUCACUCGACAGCUCAUAAUCCUCAAUCCAACUUGGUUGAGCGUUCUAUGCGUGAUAUUGGCAAUCGUUUACGAGUAAAAUUAAACACUCACGCUGAAGGAGCCUACUCACAUCAUGGCUGGAGUACAUACAUUAAGGAAAUCGAAGAGGAAAUAAAUAAUACUCCAAACGAUGUAAACGUACCUCCGAACGAAGUUUGGCGAAUCGAUGAGCUCGAUACUGAGAUUCCUGUUAACAAAUGUGAAAUUGAUGCAAGGUAUCAAUUGCGUCUAUUUAGAGAAGCUCAACAAAAGCUUGAUGUACCGUCCAUUACACGUUCUCAAUUAAUUGAUGAUAAGCUCGAUAUGCUGAACGAUGUUUAUACUUCCUCUGAAGGCGUCGUAUGGGUAUCCAUUGAUGGUGCUUGCGCCAAUAAUGGAUCUGAGGACGCCAUCGCAGGGAUUGGAAUUUGUUUUCAUCCUAAUGGAUUAAGAAACAUAUCAGAACGUAUUGAAAAUAAAAAUUACACGUUAACUAAUAAUUUAGCCGAAGCCGUAGCUCUACUUACCGCUAUGGAAAUUAUGUUGAAGAACGAUGUACGUAAGUUGAGAGUAAUCUCUGAUUCUCGCUAUUUGACCUCAGCUAUCAAUGAUACUUUUGGAAAAUGGUCGGAGAAUGACUGGAAGAACUCGGCUAACAAGCCAGUCCACCAUCAGGAUAUUUUUAAAGACAUUAUGCGAUUAAAAACACAAUUUGAAAGCUUCGAAUUAAGCCACGUAUAUGCUCGUGGAACCGAUUUUGGAAAUUUCACAGCUGAUAAACUAGCUCGUAAAGCUGUUUAUACCAGCGAUUUCGAUAUUAGUCGAAUUAACCGGAUGUCGAAUCAUCAAGCGCUUAUAAGAUUAAUUAAAGAACGCCGUGCGCUACAUAAUCAAUCUAGAGAGCAAAAACACAACAAACGAUUUGGCGAUCCCAGAAUUUUCCAGCCCGGCGAACUCGUAUUGAUUACUAAUCAUAGAUUAUCGUCUGCUGAUAAAGGUGCAUCAGCAAAGUUGUAUCCAAAGAGACACGGGCCAUUUGUUAUAAUUUCUCAUGCCGGUAAAAAUUGUUAUGAGGUUCAGAAAAUUGCUGACAAAUCAGAUCGACGUCUGAUUAACGUUCGGCAAAUUACUACCUAUUUAAAUUUAUACCAUCUUCGAAUUCUGCGAAAAGAACCAAAGUUACGCAGCUUGUUAGACAAGCGCUCAUUACGCAAGAGAAUUUAUCAUUUUGCCGAGCAUAGAGACCUAUUGGAAAAAUUUAUUAAAGACCUAGAAGCCCCUAAGAAGCCGUAUCGUAAGUUUGAAGACAUGAAAGAAGAUGAAAAGCUAUUAGAAUUUAAUAAAAUUCGUAAGAAAUAUCGAAGAAAACCCAAAGAAUCAGAACAAGAACAAUUUGAUUCAAUCUUGACCAAGGUAGUAUCUGAAAAGGGUGAGAGGGAAAAUAUUCAAAAAGAAGCUAAUGCUCGUUAUAACCUGCGCAAGCGCAGAAUUGAUUUGAAUUACGAUGAAGGUACGGAUUCACCCGAAGACGUACCUGCGCCGACACGAAAGCACUAUAAGAACGUAAAUUCAAUAAUUUUGAACUUGCUGAAUCACGAUCAACGAAUGAAAUUCGUUCAUUUUACCACCGCGCUUCCUGAUUGGUCGGAGAUACCUCCCACCACUUUAAAGUUCACCUGUUGAUUACCUACAAAUUUAACCGAUAUUUCCGCAAAUACCUUUUUUCUUGUAUUCAUUAUAUUGCAUAUCUUCUUGCUGCUCACAUCGCCGUUGCUCUCUCAUUAAAUAAAUAUACUGAAUAUUUGUUCAUUGAUUUGACUAUUGGAUAUUUUCAAAAUAUGAUGCACAGUCUUUAGCUGAAGCGUUUCCAAUUUAUUAUUGUCAGAUUAUAUCGUAUAUUCUCUAGUUUAUAUACUAGACAGCGUUACUACCUACUUAUAAUAAAAUUGAUUCGAUACCUGUAAAUAAAACAUUGUUUCGAAUUGAUUAAUUUUCCCAAUUAUGUCAGUAAUUAGUCGCCAGUCACCCCCAAGGUUCAUUAACCUUGGCGAAAACGUAUACAGGGUGCGCAGAUUUAAUGGUAGCUAUCAAAACGUAUUUAUGCCUAUUACAUACGACUCUCUCGAAGACAAAUUGAUAGAGGCUAGGUGCCGAUGGGGACCUACCAUGCCUAUGGACUUGCAAGACCAUUUUAUGUUCGCUCAACAGCAUUUCUACGUGAGCAGAUACAUUUCACUAUCUAGGCACGAUGGUCUCCAUAUUUGUCAUGCAUUCAUCAAUGGCUGGUGGGUCAUAGGGGACGGAAUAGCACAUAGUAUUGUGCGAGAGGUCCUAAAAGAUGAACCCAGAGUCAGAAAUUUGUGGGAUAACUCACGAGUUUCAGGUACAAAUAUUUCUGCUAAAAGGCUAUUAUUCAAUAUUCGUCGUCAUAAAAUCAAAAUACCCCCUAGAAUCAUUAUUUCCAUGGGAAGCCACGAUAUGCUGAAAGAAACUUUCAACAAAGCUUGCAGCAAUACGACGGAGCUGUUUGCUCAUUUAUUGAAUCAUGGCGCAGAGGAAAUUUUGAUUUUGCCAAAUAUUCGUUCCCCUUUGUUACCUGAUCAGACAUUACGUAAUAAAUACCGAAAAUUCCUCCAAAAUACUCUCCCUAAAAUGGAUUCAGAAAUUAUUGAUUUUGCGUGGAAUUGUGAAGAAGUUAUUGAUAGAGCUGAUCCAUUCCAUAAGGAUGGUGUUGGCAAUUAUUAUUGCAACCCUAACAUUCAUGCUGAACUAGCAUUUCGAAUCAUUAAAUUUACUCAAAAUUGGGAACCGUAUUGGAGAUUGAAUGUCUAAAUUCAACCGAUAUUUACGUAAAUGUCUGCUAAAUGCUACGAUACCCUGUACAUAUUAUAAAUUGACUAAUUUGCAUUUCGAAUGGCGUACUAAUUACAUACUUCGUAAAUAUCAUAUUCGUUUAUUUGAAUAAGAAAAGGCAUUUUAUUUGGUAUACCUAUUUGUUUUGCGACUAUACCUACUUGACCGAAGGCAGUUUAAUUUUGUCAAUUUGAAAAAAUCUGCUCGCAAAUAGCUGACGCAAAUGCGAUAACAUCGAUAGGCAGAAGAGAAAGAGAGGAGGUGGUGUUUUCGGUAACGUUCCUAGAACACAAAGGAUCAUUCCUUAUCUUUUUCGUGGAACCGGUCGCCGAGCCGAUGCUCAACUUAUUGCGACAUUCAACGCCAUUAGUAUUCUGUCUUUGUUCAAGUGAUGUUACUUUCUAGCCAUCUCGGUAUAGUUGUGAAUUUUUCUAUGUGUUUUUGCGAUUUUUUAUUAUAAUUUGUUAUUCUACGUUAAAGGUAAAGUUCAGUUGUUCUCAACUGUGUUAUAAUUAGUUCGCAAAGGUAUAUUUUUAUUAAUUUGAAUAUUUUUUACCCCAAACAGUGUGUGGUGCGACGCCAUCUUUGCAUGGAUUUGUUAUUCGACGAUAUUUAUUUGGAGUUAAUUCAACAUUAAUUGUUGGAAGAAGAUUUCCUAUUAUUAUUUUCGUUACCGAAGAAGUAUUUUAUUUGCGGUAUUAAUCGUCGUCCUGCCAUCAUUUCGGUGAUAUAUGUGACAUUUGGUUUGCGAUUCAAAAGGUGAGAACAUUCCACUAGUUAUUACUAUUCGUUUACGAGCAAGAAUACUUACAUAUACUUUUACCUACAGAUCAGUAUUUUCGGUUGGUGUUGUAAUAUUUCCGUACGUGUGGCGUUAUUUAUUAAUUGCUCGUCGACGUUUACUUGAGCGGUGAUAAUUUGUUUCGAUUUGGAUCGAUUGAAUUUACAAAAGUAUGCAUCCCUACCGUGCACCAUCUUGUCAAUGGUGCGGUGAAGCGUUCGAGGAGCAUCAGGAGGUGGUCAGGAAUGAGACAUGCUCUCACUGCUACCACCGAAUGUGCGUCCGUGAU
This is a messenger RNA of Planococcus citri (citrus mealybug), 7825 nucleotides long. RefSeq lists its product as uncharacterized. The coding region runs from base 189 to 5585 and encodes 1798 amino acids. NCBI's taxonomy places the organism in Eukaryota, Metazoa, Arthropoda, Insecta, Hemiptera, Pseudococcidae. The record is from RefSeq and is a predicted model, not a curated record. Gene Ontology annotation, molecular function: nucleic acid binding; RNA-DNA hybrid ribonuclease activity. Gene Ontology annotation, biological process: DNA integration. The transcript is spliced from 3 exons.